AUGAAGAGAAUACAGGUGUAUUCCCAAACAUACGUCCAAUUACGAAGCGGAGACAAGCUGGACUUUAGCGAUGAAUUUGAGGUCGCAUCCCUUAGCUCCAUCUCCUCAUCUUUCUCUGCGCAUAUCCCUGCUGAGGUCCAAGAGGGGAUUGACCGUCGCACAGCGGCAGUUACAGUGUGCCCUGUGUGUGAGAUACCAGUGGACGCGGAAUUGUUCAAAUCUUUCAAGUCAAUGGAGAAGAUGGGUCAACAAUCUCGAUUCUGCUUCCUACACAGGAGGAAGACUGCUGAAGAACAAUGGAAGGAGAGGCGAUAUCCUGCCAUAGAUUGGGAGUCAUUUAAGGAGCGUAUCGAGAAUCAAUUUUCGAAAUUGGAAAGUAUACUAUCACCCGAGAGUGACUCGGUAUAUCGAAAAAUAUUGAAAUCAUCUGCACGCGACCGCAAUCAGCAAGGCAAUUUCCGUUUUAGUAUUACCAACUCGGAGUUAGAAAAGAUAUCUACAGGGUAUUAUGGAGCACGGGGUGCUAGGAAUAUGAUGGAAGUUAUUAUCGCUCGAUUUGCUCCACGGGUGCGAGAGCUAGCUCUAUCAGAUUCGUUGGUACAGGCAGUUGGGGUUUCCGGUUAUGUGCAAGCAGUGCUUGUUCCAGAAUUGACGACAAUGCUGGUCAAGGAGGAUAUGGGUGUUGAUGACGAGGAAGCUAGGCAGAUCAUACAAGAUAGCAUGGAGAUUGGCGACCUCCUGAACCAACAACCUGAUGAUGCUGUGGAACCAAAGGACGAAUACCCAGACACGGUGGAAACAAACGAGCACCCAAAAACCGAUUCAGUUGAUGCGAACUGA
This is a messenger RNA of Microsporum canis CBS 113480, 840 nucleotides long. RefSeq lists its product as hypothetical. NCBI's taxonomy places the organism in Eukaryota, Fungi, Ascomycota, Eurotiomycetes, Onygenales, Arthrodermataceae. The transcript has 3 exons. The record is from RefSeq and is a predicted model, not a curated record. The coding region runs from base 1 to 840 and encodes 279 amino acids.